Fibroporia radiculosa is the source of this 2142-nucleotide messenger RNA. RefSeq lists its product as uncharacterized. The transcript is spliced from 4 exons. Bases 1 to 2142 code for a protein of 713 amino acids. The record is from RefSeq and is a predicted model, not a curated record. Gene Ontology annotation, biological process: carbohydrate metabolic process. NCBI's taxonomy places the organism in Eukaryota, Fungi, Basidiomycota, Agaricomycetes, Polyporales, Fibroporiaceae.
AUGAGAACGCGACAGCUGGCCUCGCCACUCCUGCUUUGGCUAACGUCUGCCAGUGGCGCCGUCGGAACUGAGUCCAUCCCGCGACAUGACAUCGUCUCGAGGUACAAUCCCGUACGGAAUGCCUCAAGCCCCACGACGCCCAUGCAGAUCGGUAACGGCUUCUUCGCGUUUGGGGAAGACGCGUCUGGGCUGCAAACGUUCCUACCAUGGGCAACAAUGUCUGACUGGGGUUGGAAGAACGAUACGCUCCCGCCUGGUGAGACACUCGAAGACAUCCUAGACUACCGUGGUGUCGUAUGGGAUGGUGUACAGUACGAAUUCGGAGGCCCUGAGGCCCCACAGCAGUGGCUCAUCGCUGAUCCCAACCGGGUGAAUUUAGGUCGCAUAGGCCUUCUCUUUCGUGAUGAGGAUGGUCAAACGAGGAACAUGACGGAAGAAGACUUGAGUGGUAUUCACCAAGAGCUAGAUCUCUGGACCGGGAGCAUUACGAGUAGCUUCGUAGUCCUGGGCGAGAACGUCGCGGUAUCAACACAUGCAGCUCAAAGUAGCAGCGCGGUCGGAAUCACAGUCAAGUCACGUCUCCUGGAGCGAGGUCGUUUGGGAAUAUUCCUGGAUUUUCCGUGGAACGAUGGUUCGGAUAAGUUUCAGGCGCCAUUUGUUGGGUACUGGAAUGACACCAGGAAUCACACUACGGCUCUACGAAUAGGGGAGCGGCUAGGACAGAACGUGCUUGCGCAAAUUAAUCAUACCCAAGUUGCAACAACGAUCUUCACUUCCGUCGGGGGAGGCGACAGCUUCUACAUAUCGCGCGAUUCGCCGGCGACGCACAGAUAUAGCUUAUUGCCUUCAGAGAAAAUGCUUUCCUUCUCCAUAUGCGUUGGAUAUUCUCUGCAACAAAUGGCGCCGAUUCCAACGAUCCUCGAAAUCGAGACGGAAUCCACGCAAGUUUGGGAGCAAUAUUGGUCAAAUAAUGGUUUCGUCGACGUCUUCAGCGGCUCAGCCGAUGCGCGGGCGGAUGAGUUACAGCGGAGAAUCGUCUUGUCGCGGUAUCUGAUGAGGGUGAACGAGGCAGGGUAUACACCCCCUCAGGAGUCGGGGCUAGUAGAUGAUGGCUGGUACGGCAAAUUUCACAUGGAAAUGUUCUUCUGGCAUAGUUGCCAUUGGGCACUCUGGAACAACUGGGAUCUCCUUGGACGCUCGCUCGAUGUGUAUUCCCGUUUCCUGACCACCUCCAUUGAGCGAGCGCAAGUACAGGAAGGGUACAAAGUCGGCGCACGAUGGUCCAAGAUGACCGAUCCCACAGGACGAUCCGCGCCGGGUGAAAUAAAUGAGCUGUUGAUUUGGCAGCAACCGCACCCAUUCAUCUUUGCAGAAUACGAGUACCGAGCAACCGGCUCGCUAGAGACGCUCGACAAGUGGCGGGAUGUGUUGUACGAGGGAGCCGAAUGGAUGGCUGUCUACCCAAAGCACAACACGACGACGGGAUUCUAUGACUUGUCUCCGCCAUUAUACGUCGUGAGCGAAGAUACCAACCCGAAUGCAACAUGGAAUCCGGCCUUUGAGCUUGCGUAUUGGAAUUUGGGCUUGACCUUGGCUCAAGUAUGGAUGGAGCGCUUGGGAGAAACACCACCGGCUGCAUGGGCGGAAGUAAGGGAAAACUUGGCGCCGUUGCCUAUAGACAACGGGCUCUAUGUGGUUUACGAGGGCAUAGAAAGCGAUUUCUGGGCGACAGCGGAGUACACAAACAGCCAUCCUGCUCUGGUUGGGUUGUAUGGAUGGUUACCGCAGACGGCAAACGUCAGCAUUGACAUUGCAAAAUCCACAGCAGAAAUGGUCUGGACAUCAUGGAAUAUUAGUAAUUUGUGGGGAUGGGAUUUCCCGAUGCUUGCGAUGUCUGCUGCGCGAAUUGGAGACCAAGAGAAAGCCAUCGAAUGGUUGCUUGAUCCAUUCUACCAGUUUGACGACGUUGGAAUGCCCCUUGGGGGGCCUCAAGUUCCGACGCCAUAUUUCCCUGGUUCAGGUGGGCUGUUAUAUGCAAUAGCGAUGAUGGCUGCUGGAUGGGAGGGUAGCAAUCAAUCAGCUCCAGGGUUCCCGCAAUAUGGAUGGAACGUGAGGACCGAGAACAUGAGUAUGGCGUUGUAG